Rhincodon typus (whale shark) is the source of this 7718-nucleotide messenger RNA. Its product is annotated as E3 ubiquitin-protein ligase RNF19A. Gene Ontology annotation, molecular function: ubiquitin protein ligase activity; ubiquitin conjugating enzyme binding; zinc ion binding. Bases 571 to 2226 code for a protein of 551 amino acids. The record is from RefSeq and is a predicted model, not a curated record. NCBI's taxonomy places the organism in Eukaryota, Metazoa, Chordata, Chondrichthyes, Orectolobiformes, Rhincodontidae. Gene Ontology annotation, cellular component: ubiquitin ligase complex; cytoplasm. Gene Ontology annotation, biological process: ubiquitin-dependent protein catabolic process; protein polyubiquitination; positive regulation of proteasomal ubiquitin-dependent protein catabolic process. The transcript is spliced from 13 exons.
GCAAAAAGAGAACCUCGUAUCGACUGAGACUGCUUUUUGGGAGACCUUACUGAAAUCAAGAAGUAAUCAAUAGGAAAGUGGAAAAGAACUUAAGUUGCCAGGAAAGCCUUUGGAUAAACAACAGCUAUGAAUUAAUCAGGGAUUUAAGAUGGUGGGCUGACAGGCAUCAUCAGUCCACAUCUGUAAAUUUCCUAAUAAAAUUGGACACAGCAAUGAAUAUUGCAAGAUGACAUCAUAACAUCCAACAACUGUUCAACUCUGCGACUACAUAAUAUCUCAGCUUGCUAUGUGAAUCUGUUCUGUGCUCAGACAUUAAAAAAUCAGUGUUGUGAUUCAUACUUCAUGUAAACUCCAUUGAACAAAACACUAGUUGUUUCAGUAUUGCUAAUUAUAUUUAGAACAACUUGGAAUUCCUAAGUGGAUCAAGAAACUUGCCACAUUUUCUUUUUACAGUAUAUCCUUAUAAGGAUUUUGCCUUUCAGUGAUCGGAGACUGUGGUCAACCACUUUGUAAAGUAAUUAAGAGGAGUAACCUUGAUCAUUGUUGUAACUUUGCAAUAUAUUCAAGACUAUGAGGAGACCGAAUAAACAUCGACAGCUCCAAUUCUUUAGUCUGUUCAGCAGGAAACCUAAAUCAAAAUCAAAGCUGGAGAUGUCCACAGUUGCUGUUGAGGGAAUACAUGCAAAAACUGAAAAUGAAGAUGAAAAGAAAAUGUCCUCCACUAACAGGACAACGCACUCAUCCAGUAAUGAACAGUUGUUGGGUACUCUAGAGUGCCCACUCUGCCUUCUUAGCCAACCUCGAUCCCAGUUCCCAGAGAUCACUUCUUGUCACCAUCGUUCUUGCCUGGCUUGCUUACAGCAAUAUUUGAAGAUUGAAAUUACAGAGAGUCGGGUCAAUGUUGCCUGUCCAGAAUGUUCUGAGUUAUUUCAUCCAUCAGACAUCCGUAUGAUUCUCAACAAUGGCAGUUUGAUGGAAAAGUACGAGGAGUUCAUGCUGAGGAGAUACCUUGCAUCAGACCCAGAUGCCCGAUGGUGCCCUGCACCUGACUGUAGUUAUGGAGUAAUCGCCAGUGGCUGUGCAACUUGCCCAAAGCUGACAUGUGAGCGGUCAGGGUGUGCGACAGAAUUCUGUUACCACUGCAAACAACUUUGGCACCCAGAUCAAACUUGCAGUGAGGCUCGAAAGCAGAGAGAUGUGUUUGUUGCUGGAAUAGAAAAACACUCUACCUCUCUUAUUCACAGUGAAGAAUCAGAUAAUGCUGAAGAGAUCAAGCCAUGUCCACGCUGUGGUGCUUUUAUUCUGAAGAUGAAUGAUGGAAGCUGUAAUAGGAUGACAUGUGCUGUGUGUGGUUGCCAGUUCUGCUGGCUGUGCAUGAAGGAGAUUACAGAUCUGCACUACCUCAGUCCCUCUGGCUGCACUUUUUGGGGUAAGAAACCGUGGAGCCGGAAGAAGAAGAUUCUCUGGCAAGUGGGUAUGUUGGUUGGUGCUCCAAUUGGAAUUACCUUGAUUGCGGGCAUUGCUGUUCCAGUUAUGAUGGUUGGGCUUCCCAUCUACGUAGGCCGAAAGAUAUACAGCCGUUGUGAAAGUAACAAAAUAUCAAAACAUAGACGGAGGCUUGCUGUGGCUGGAGGAGUGGUUCUAUCAAUUAUUGUCUCUCCUGUGUUAGCUGCAAUAACAGUCGGUAUUGGGGUGCCUGUGAUGCUUGCCUAUGUGUACGGGGUUGUCCCAGUGUCGCUAUGUCGCAGCGAUUGGUGUGGAGUUACAACUGGAAACGGAAAAGGAGUGAAGAUUGAAAUAGAUGAAGAUGCUGCCUCUGUUAAUGAGCCACGGCCUAGACUACAUAACCACAGUAUCAGCGGGAGCAGUGUGCAAGAGGUGACCAGUGGCCUGAGUGCAAGUGGAAGCAACCUAGACAGAGUGGGUGUCAAAUUAGAAAAUGAUCAAUCAGCAAGCACUGUUGCAUUAGCAGGAAGUAUGCUGAGUGCAGAACAGGAUUCUUCAAACAGGGAAGGAAAGAACAUAGAGGUCCACGUGGAUAUUGAAACAGAACCUGGUGGUGCAAAAGACCGCAGUAGCAGUAGCUACUUGUCAGUUCACAGUUUGUCUAUGGAGUCACCAAACUGCUCAAGAGAACUAUUGUGUGGCACUAGUCCAAAUACCGAACGGAUUUCCAUUCAGACUUUUUACAGACUUUCCAACCCACAGGAUUCCCAGAAAUUUUGAAGCUUUUGUCCUGCCUGUUGCACUUUGAUGUUUACACCACUUUCAGCUGCAUUAGAGGUGUCAUAGAGUGUGAUUUCUACUGUUUACCACCAUCUCCGCUCUAUUAAAAUGUUGAUUAUUCGUCUAACCCAAGUACGAUUAAGAAUUUAAAGUAUAAAAAGGUUCCUUAAAGAGAAACAGGAGUACCUAGGAGCCAUCAAAAACGAAAACCCUAUUAUCAUAGGAUUUCAGUUUCAACCUGCCUCCCCUAACAGAAUAUUAGUGGUGUCAUUGCAACUGGUCGCUUUGAUUUGGACAUUAACGAGGUGGCUGAUGGAAAGGGUGACUUUCUCACUCCUUUCCUUCAUUUGGCAGUUUUAUUCAACAAUAUGAUGACAACUUCAACAUGUUAACGAUUGAUUGUGUCACCUUCUGAUUGUGGCUCUGUGAAAAUCCACCAGAAGACACUUUAACUCCUGAGCUCAAUUUCAAACCAUGACAACAGCAUGCUGGCUUUUCCAUUCUGACACUGUGUUGUGAAAUUUGUCUUCUGUGUGCAAUGAGAAAGAGACUAAACACAAACAUGCAUUUUCACUACUAUCUGACUCUGGAAUUGUAUGACCAGUGAAAGUUUUUUUUGCCUAUUUUAAAGGCCAACUUGCUGGAAAGUAUUGCUACUACAUAACCAGGAGUACCUGUGAAAUACAGAACCGGAGUUGGCACAGCCUUUCCAUAACGUGUCAGAUUCCAGUUCUCUGUAGAUCCAGAGACCUCAAAGUGCCAGGAAUAUUCGUUUUGGUAUCUGGAAUUCUGGUAGACAAAAUGAAUAGAAUCAACUUUAAAAAGACCUAAGUUGUUAGAAAAAUGUAUGCCGAUUAAAUUGAAAGCUUGAAAAUGCUCAGCACAAAACAUUAAUCUGUAAGAGUUUGGUACAGCAUGUUUAAAAUCUCAAAUGUGCGUAAUAACAGCAAAUAAUUUACUGGGUGGUGGUGUUGAAUUAAAUGUGGUCAGCUUUAACUUGAUAUCAGCUCAAAAAUGUUAUUCAUGUGGUCAAUGCUGAUUAUGGUCCCCUGAUGAUCAUUGUAUGACAAUUGGCACAUUACAGUCUCUGUACUCUAAACUGUAAAACUUAUUGCUGCAGAACAUUUUGAGCAUGUCUCAUUACAAUUCAGGACCCUUUAUUCUGUUACCAUGUUGGAUUGUGCACUACAGAUUGACUAGUUCCAUCUUCAAGAAGCUAUUUCCAUAUCUUGAAGGGGCAUCCCUUCAUAAAAAGGGCACCAUGUGUUCACAUUGCUAGUACCAUACAAAGAAGGCAAUUCUUUACAAUUUCCAUAGCAUUGCUUAUUCCAAAAACAAUCUUUUUAAAAACAUGAAUAAUGAAUUACUGUGCUCCACAUACAAUGAUGUAAAAUGUACAUUGUUUCAUGCACUAACAUCUGAAACACUGCUAGUUUAGUCUGUGAAGAUUAUGUUUGGGCCACUGUGUGUUACUUCCAAGUUGCAAAGGUGGAUGGUAAAUCCUGGAAAAAAAAAAGUGUACUUUUUUAUUUGAGGUUGUCUUGCAUUAGAUGUAAUUUAAUACUCAUUUUUGAUCACCAUUUAUAAGUCACUAAGUGAAUAUUUUGCAAUAUUUUAAGUGUUUUGCAAGUUGUUUGUCAAGGGAUGCUCCACAUAAAAUGUAUGAUUUGCUUAAAUUUGGUUCAUGCCUAUUAAACAGAAGCCAAAUUUUAAUAACAUCUAUAGUCACCAAUCAUUAUAACUUCUGCUUUGCUGUGGUAGUAACAUAACCAAUAAGACCAUAAGAUAUAAGAGCAGAAGUAGGCCAUACAACCUAUCGAGUCUGUUUUUCCGUUCAAUGAGAUCAAGUCCUCAACUUCACUUUCCUGCCUUAUCCCAAUGGCCUUUGCAUAUGUGCAUGUGUUAAUAUGGCAGCUGAGACAUUAAAAUCAUUUACCAUUAAACCUGAUAUAAUAAUUGUAAACUGCUCCUUAACAUAUGUUAUGAUAAUAAUAUAAGAACUCUAUGUACCUAUAAUUCUCUAGUUUGCACACUGCUGAGUGGUGGAUGCAAUCAUAAUGGGGUCGUGCAGUUAUAAUACGACACAGAUUGUGUUAUAUCUAAAGUACAAAAUGGAAAUGCCUUUAAUAUAAACAAGCUUGAGUGAGAAAAGUUUUCAAUGCAUACUUUUCACAACUCAAAUAAUAUCCUGACUUUGUUCUGCUGAGGGCUACAAAGUUAGUAUUUUAAUGCCCUAUAGUCUUUAAUUGAUGAAUCUGCAAUGAAUUCAGAAGAAAACUUGUUCAGUAUUCUACAUGAUGCCUCCAUCUAGAAACAAGUAUAACUGUGUUAAUAAUCAAUGGAUUCUCAUCUCUUAAGGAGUUGUUCUAAAAUCCAUCUCUGAAGGAUCGUCCGUUUUUGUUGAACUGUACAAGAUUAGAAGUGUGCUCAGUUUCUGUCUAGAUUCAACAAACCUUCAACUUGUUCGAACAUAUUGUUCCAAAAUUUUAAGUAGAAAUCUCUGGGGCACGAGAAAAAUUUGGAUUAAAAUCUAAACAAAUCUAUUUCUGAUCUGAGGAUAUUUGAUUUUACUACCUAUAGUUUAAAGAAAGAUAUAUCUACUGAGUCAUUCCUUCUGCUGAAAUCGUGCACACAAAACAAAUAUCACUUAUUUACAGUAAAUUGGUUCUUCACCCUCAAGUUUGUUAAAUUUUUCUUUCCUUGUCUAGAACAUUAAUGAAAUCUAUCUAAUAAGAUAAUGUCUGUCUGUGGAUAUUACCUUGUUGAUUCUAAUUUUUAAAUACUUUAUCUGACUUUUAAUGAUUUUAAAUGUCUCAUCAACAGCAAGUUUUUUUUUCAAACCGGGAAACAUAAUUUCCAUUCACCUCAACUGGCCGUCUUUUCAAACUUGAUACAUGCAUUUUUAUUUUUAUAAUUCUGUUUCAGAUUUUAACUUGAGGGCUGCUUUCUCACACACACUGUGUAUUCCCUUUGAGGACAGACAUGAUAGAAUUUGUUGAACGCCCAUUGUUAAAGAUCUCUUGUUAUUUUUUAUCAUUAAUAAACACCUUGAUUUCAACAUUGUUACCUGUCAUUCUUUUGAAACCUGAAAAUUAAACAGCUGUGUGAACUCCUGUAACUUGAAAAAAAAUUACAAUUUUUGAGAUUUUUGGAAGUUUUAACUUUUUUUUAAUCUUUUUUUUGCAUGGAAUUAGGUGAGACAGCUUGGUCCACCAUUCAAUCAGAUCCUAGUUGAUCUGUACAUCAAAUCUAUUAAUCACAUACAUAUCCUCAAAUACUCCAGACUAACACAAGUCCAUCAAUCUGAGUCUUAAAUUUCAAUUAAUUCUGUAUCCAGUGACUUUCAUGGAACAAGUUCUAGAUUUCCACCAUCCUUUAUAGUGAAAGGUGCUUUCACAUUCCAUUUCUGAAUGAUUAUCUCUGUUGUAAGAUUCUGCCUCCUUGACCUGAAUACCAUCCUACUCAAUCCAAUUCACUUGUCAUCGUAAUUAUCUAAACUUGAUUAGCGUUUGCCCUUCUAAAAUCAAGGGAAUUCUGCUUUGGUGUAGAGAAUUUUCUCACCUUCCGCCAAACAUGAAAGCUAUUUUAACUGAAGUAAAGACGGGAUUAUUUUAUAAUAAAACUGAAUGCAGAAAGAAGCAGGAUAAGGUGGGAUGAAGCACACAGGAGGGAAAUCUAGUCAUCUUUCUGGAUGAAUGAAUUAAAGUAGGCUGAGCAAUCUACCCUGUCUUUAAGUAUCAUCUGAAAUAAUUCAGAACAAAAGUAUGAACACAUUUAAAAUCUUAACUUUAGUAUGAAUCACAUUUUGCUUAUUGCUCAUAAACACAAGCUAACCUAUAUAUUUUGAAUGUACAUUGAAGCUCUCCCUCAAGUUUUCAUCUGGAAGUUUGUUUUAUCUAGAUAUUUUCAACAAGAUUAUUUAGAGCAGUCCUAACCUGCAUAAGCAAAAUACACAAACAGACUUUUUCAGACUGUGUCCAUAUACAAGAUUUCUUCAGAGAUAGUAGGAACUGCAGAUGCUGGAUUUCUUCCCUUCCUUUUGACUUUUGUUCCUUCUUAGAAGUUAGGCAGUUGAGGAAAAAAAAGGGUACUUUUACAAGACCAUAGUGGCUUACACCCUCCGUGGCUUUUUCUUCGCAUUUUUAAGCUACAUUUUGCAAUUAUUUUGUAUUUUUGAUUACAUGUUUUCAUUUAUAUGAAUGUAUUUACCUAAUCAAGCCCUUCAAGUACUGUGCUGAGUGUGCUAAUAUCACAAGUACUUCCAAAUGCACUAAUACUGGUGAUGUGCCAAUACAAUUAUACAGAUUCUUAUUAUGUCAUAGUAUCUCUUACUUGAAUCUAUCUUGUUGCUUGCAUAAAUAAUCUUUUAGAUUGCAGUGAUGUCUGCAUGUUUGUGUCUUUUCUGCACAUUACCAUGUAAUUCUUAUUGAAUAAUUUGCCAACUCAUUUAAUCAAGUUCUUAAAAUAUUUUUUAUUUAAAGCUUUUGUAUUCUUACUAAAGUAUUUUUAUAUUCAUUCAUGGGAUGCAGGUGUUGCUGGCAAAGCUGGCAUUUAUUUUGCAUCCCGAGUUGUUCUUGGGGAAAAUACUUGUGAGCCACCGCCUUGACAGCUGCGGGCCAUGAGCUACAGCAAGUAAGUUUAGGAAUUUUGACCAAGUAAUGGAAAAGGAUCAUGAUAUAGCUGCGAAUUCGAUUAGUGUGUCUUGAAGGGGAAGGUGCUGGUGAUUGGGUUCCCAUUCAUCUGCUGCCCUUGUUCUUCCAGAUGAUGGACGCAGCAAGUUUGGAAGGUGCUGUUGAAAGAGUCUUUACAAGUACAUUUUGUCAAUGACACGUACUGCAGCCAAGCUGUUCCAAUGGAGGGAAUGAAUAUUUAAGUUGGUGGAUGGUGAAUCAUAUUAAAUUUCUUGAACGUAGUUGGGAGAUGAAACAGUCCAGGUAAAUGGGGAGUAUUGCAUCAUAUUCCUGAUCUGCUUCUUGUAGAUAGUAAAAAGGCUUUAGGAAAUCAAGACGUGAGUUACUACAGAAUUCCCCACUUUUGACUUAAUUUUGUAGCCAUAGUAUUUUUGUGGCUGGUCCAGUUGGGUUUUGGUUCAAAGAUUUGUAAGUUUCCUUUUUUGUCUUUCCGAAUUUGAGUCAGAUACUUAAGAGAUUUUUAAGCAACUCUUGGAUAAGCAACUCUUGGAUAGGCACAUGGAAGAUAGUAAAAUGUAGGGUAUGCAGGGUAGAUUGAUCUCAGUAGGAUAAUAGGUCAGCACAACAUCGUGGGCCGAAGGGCCUGCACUGUGCUGUGCUGUUCUGUGUUCUAUAAUUGGGGUUUUUCUGCAAAUGUCGAUCUGUGUAAAAAUGACCCCUUAAAAAUUAACAUUUAAUUGCACUUUAUAUUUUUUCAAUUUUAUUCAUUAAAGGAAAGAAGUCCAAAUACAAUAAUAGUAAAUGCUUGUAUUUUUAUUGAUGUACAAUUGGAAAAGACAAAUUAAAAAUGUUAUUAAAUAA